Messenger RNA from Xenia sp. Carnegie-2017, 1200 nucleotides. RefSeq lists its product as uncharacterized. NCBI's taxonomy places the organism in Eukaryota, Metazoa, Cnidaria, Anthozoa, Malacalcyonacea, Xeniidae. Gene Ontology annotation, molecular function: nucleic acid binding. Gene Ontology annotation, biological process: DNA integration. Bases 1 to 1200 code for a protein of 399 amino acids. The record is from RefSeq and is a predicted model, not a curated record. The transcript has 2 exons.
AUGCAGAAAGGAAUGUUAAUGAAAGACUCCCGCUUGAUAAUUCUAUCAUCGCUACGUUUAGAUAUUCUAGAAAAGAUUCAUGCUGGCCAUCAAGGCAUCCGUAAGUGUCGUGAAAGAGCAAGAGAAUCUGUUUGGUGGCCUGGACUAAGUAAGCACAUUGAAAACAUGGUUACUGAUUGUUCCAUUUGUUGUAAAUACAGAGAAAAUCAUGCAAAGCCGUUACUAACAACGUGUUUUCCUCAACGACCGUGGCAGAAAGUUGCUACAGACUUGUUUGAACAUAGCGGAAAAAAUUAUGUGCUUGUAGUAGAUUAUUAUUCUAGAUAUUUUGAAAUUGCUCCUUUGAAAAAAAGCACAACUGCAGAAGAUGUUAUUAAUCAUAUGAAAUCCAUAUUUUCUCGUCAUUGUAUACCAGAAACAGUUGUGUCGGAUAAUGGUCCACAGUAUUCUGCAGCUAUUUUUUCCAAAUUUGCUGAAGAAUGGGGAUUUACACAUUUAACAAGUAGUCCUCGCUAUCCUCAAAGUAAUGGAGAAGCAGAAAGAGCUGUAAAAACUGCAAAGAACUUAAUCAUAAAAUCCGAAGAUCCUUAUUCAGGUUUACUUGUAUACAGAUCAUCACCAUUGCAGAACGGGUACUCACCAGCAGAAUUAUUAAUGGGGAGGAAAUUACGUUCUAAUCUACCAGUAAUAUCCGAAAAGUUAACUCCAAAGCUUGCUGAUACGGCAAAAUUGAGAAGAGACGAAGAAAGUUACAAACGACGUCAAGCAGAAAACUUUAAUUGUCGUCAGAGAGCUUCAGUCCUUCCAGACUUGAGUCCUGAUGAAAAGGUUUGGGUAAAAGAUAUAAAAUCACCAGCUGUGGUUGUGGGAAAAACCAAUAAACCAAGAUCAUAUAUAGUCAGGACAGAGCAGUCUGUUUUAAGAAGAAAUAGAAAACAUCUUAUCCCUGAUCCUGAAAAUCUGAGGGAAAACAGUGAGAGGAACGAAAGAAAGCUGAGUUUCAGUGAUAAGAACGAAGUGAACGAAUCUUCUAGUAGUUUGGACAAUGAACAGGAAUCGAAGAUUGCGGAAAGAAAAAUGAUGAAAGUCAUGAAUAAGUUUUAUUCAAAUCCUAAAAGUCUGGAAGAGUUACAACAGAAUGUUGGAGUUUAUUCCAUAAAACAUGAUCGUUUUGCUCUACGUGAAGAAUUUGAAAGUUGA